CACACACACCUCUUCUCCAUUCAAAUGGCAAGCUCAUCAAACCCUUCUUCUUCUUCUUCUUCUUCAGCACCUCAAAAUCAAGACUCGCAUGCAUUCAAUGCGAAUGUUUCUAACUUCGUUUCUGUGAAGCUUUCCAGUGAAGGAAACUACCAUCUAUGGGAGAAGCAGAUGGGGUGCCUCCUGAAGAGCUACAAUCUCUAUGACAUUGUAUGUGAUCAAAGUACCCCAGACUUGAUCAAUACUCCACCAAACAGUCUUGUCAUGGGUUGGAUUUUCAGUACAAUCAGUGAAGAGCUACUUAACACUGUUUUUAACCUUGAAUCAGCUAAAAAAGUUUGGGACAAACUAAAAUCCAUCUACGAUCCAACUAUAACGCAUUCUACAAAAGCAGAAACAGAGACUGAAACUGGUCAAGAUGAAAGAGCGGUUCCAACAGAUACACGACCGUCUAUGGAAGAAAAAAUAUUGAAAAUAAAAGAUGAAGUCAAGGACAAAGUAGCAAAGUAUAAAAGGACGAUAAAGGAGGCUGUGGCUCUAAACCCUGAAACAGAGACUGAAACUGGUCAACAUGAAAGCGCGGUUCCAACAGAUACACGAACGUUAAUAGAAGAAAUGUUGAAAUUAAAAGAAGAAGUCAAGGGCAAAGUAACAAGGUAUGAAAAGAAGAUAAAGCAGGCUCUAGGGGGGCUAUUCAUAGAAAGAAAACCUAAAGUCCAAAUGAAAGAAGAUGAAAAGACGAAACGCAACAAGAUGUUGUGUAGUGCUAUUGUGGAAGGGAGAUGGGAUGACGUAAAAUCAAUGAUAGAUAAACAGAAAGUCGAAAUCACAGAGGCAAUCGACAGUGAUAAGAACACGAUACUUCAUCUAUUGGUUGGGAUCGGUCACAUGAACUCUUCUGUGCAUGAGGUGUUAUCAAAAAUCAAUAAAGCAGAAUUACAUGAAAUGAGAAAUAAAAAUGGAAGCACAGCCCUUCACAUUGCUGCAAUUGUCGGAAACACAGAAGGAGCAAAGCUCUUGAUUAAAAGAAACAAAAAUUUGUUGGCAACAGAAGACAAUAAACAUGAAACACCUUUGCAUAAAGCUUUUGAAAAUAUGCAUCUGGAUACCGUUGAAUAUUUGUUGAAAGCUACCAAAAAAGAUGGAAAAACCAAGGAAAACCUUAUAGAUGUAAAAGAAGGCUCCAACCUUCUUGCGAAUGCUAUUUCUGCAAAGCAGUAUGAUUUAGCAAAGGAGUUAAUUCAAAAGUAUCCUCAAUUUGCUGUGGAAGGCGAUGAGGUACUGAUGGCAAUAGCAAAAACCUUUCCGACUGGGCUAGACUAUUGGGAAACACUUAUAUAUCCAAUUCCUGAUCAUACUUUUGAAUGGAUGGUCGAGAGAGCUAGGAUAUUGUUUUAUACAUUAGUAUGGUUCCACAGAAUCCCAAUGAAAAUCAUACAGGAUAUACCUAAUAACAUGAUUUGGAGUAUUUUGAAACUCGUACAAUUCACCAUUAUAAUGGUUCCAUUAUGUGUGCUAUCAUGGAUCUGUCGCUUGAUAAUUCUCCUCUUCAUAACGAUGGUUUAUUUUCCGUUCUUUAUGUUUUAUUUUUUCAUGUGGAAGAUUUUAAUAACAGAAUGUAAAUAUAUUGAGGAUAUCGAGAAGAAACACAGGGAACCCCAAGAAGCAAAAACAGUUUUAAAAUUGGUAUGUGAUGAAAUCGAGAAUUCAGGUAAACCUCAUGAUCCUCGGAGGUAUUACGCAAGACCAGUUCAUGAAGCAGCACGUCAAGAUGCUUAUGAGGUUGUUGAUGAGAUUUUAAUGAGAUGCCCCGAAGCAAUUCGGUAUAAAGAUAAAAGUGGGUAUGACAUCAUCCAGAUAGCAGUGAUACACCGUUCAGAACAUAUCUACGAGCUUAUCAAGAUCCUUGGGGAGCGUAGGAAUGUUUAUAGAACUAUCGAAGAUUCUUCACAAAACAAUAUGUUACACUUGGUUGGAAGAUUAGCUCCCACUCAUAAACUAAAGCUGAGAACUGGUGCAGCACUACAACUACAAAGAGAGCUUCAAUGGCGUGAGGUGGUGAAGAAGAUGGUAUCUCCAGCAUACAUUACUAAAGAGAACAUUUUUAAUGAGACACCGGAUAUGGUAUUCACAAAGGAACACAAACAUUUGGUGAAGGAAGGAGAACAGUGGAUGAAAACCGUAGCAGAAUCAUGCAGCAUCACUGCAGCACUGAUUGCCACAAUCGUAUUUGCAGCAGCAAUCACAGUACCAGGUGGAAGCAACCAAGACACAGGCAUCCCUGUGUUUACAGAAAACGUUGCCUUCAAAAUCUUCGCUGUAGCAGACGCAAUCUCACUAUUCGCAUCGAGUACAGCAUUACUAAUGUUCCAGUCCAUCCUCACUGGCCGUUUUUCUGAGCAAGAUUUUCGAAUCACUUUGCCAAACCGAUUGAUUCUUGGUCUUUGCAGCUUAAUGAUAUCGACAACUGCCAUGAUGGUGGCCUUCAGCGCGACCUUGUUCUUCGUCUUUUGUCAUGGAAAACGAUGGAUGCUUGCUCCGAUAUGUGUACUAGCUUUCCUUCCGAUUGUAUCUUUUGCGAUUUUUCAAAUCCCCUUAAUGGUAGAACUCUAUCGCUCCAUAUGCGGCUACUACGAGUACAUCUUUGAAAAGGUAAGGAACAAAAACAAACCUAGAUCACUUCCGUAUGGCAUCCGACUGUUUUUUGACUAG
Molecule: messenger RNA, 2709 nt
Organism: Lactuca saligna
Lineage: Eukaryota; Viridiplantae; Streptophyta; Magnoliopsida; Asterales; Asteraceae
Source: the annotation of a GenBank genome assembly